AUGCGACUCUUCAGCCUCGUCUGGCUGUCAGUCGUCACACUGGCGGCCCAAAGCCAGUCUCAGGAGGUCAACAAAACCUUCAACAACCCGAUCCUCCCGGGUUGGAACUCUGAUCCUAGCUGCACUUUUGUCAAGGAAUAUGAUGACACGUUCUUCUGUACUGUCUCCUCAUUUCUGGCUUUCCCGGGUGUUCCCGUAUACGCCAGCAAGGACUUGGUAAAUUGGAGACUUGCCAGCAAUGCUUUGACGCGACCGGAGCAAGUGCCGGAACUCUACCGGAACUCGGGACAGAAUGAGGGUAUUUGGGCGUCUACAAUCAGGUUCCGCAAAGGAACGUUUUACCUCAUCACAUCGUACGUCUCUUGGUAUGAAGGGUGGGGCCCCAAGAUCUUACUCUUCACAACCACCGACCCAUACGAUGAUGCCUCGUGGACGGGUCCCCUUCGCGUCGAGAAUCCGGCAAACGAUAUUGACCCGGACAUCUUCUGGGACAACAACAAGGUGUACAUGUCGGUGGCUGCCGGUAUCUACAUUAGCGAAAUCGAUCUUUCGACGGGCGCGGCAAAGGAGCCUAUCAAAGUCUGGAACGGCACCGGGGAUCGCAACCCCGAGGGGCCGCAUUUGUAUCGCAAAGAUGACUACUAUCAUCUGCUGAUUGGAGAGGGUGGAACGGAAACAAAUCACUCUGUAACGAUUGCUCGAGCGAAAGAGUUGGCAGGACCGUACGAAGGAGCUCCGCACAACCCUAUUCUAACGGCCAAGAAUACCGACUUGUAUUUUCAGACGGUGGGACACGCUGACCUCUUCCAAGACGCCUCCGGGAAUUGGUGGGGUGUCGCGCUGGCAACUAGGUCAGGUCCCGAGUGGGAGAUCUACCCAAUGGGGCGCGAGACUGUUCUCUUUGCCGUCAAAUGGGAUGAUGGGGGUUGGCCAGUACUCGACGAGGUACUUGGUGUUAUGGAUGGACCUUUGCCUCCCACGAACAGAGAUAUCCCCGGCAAUGGUCAUUGGAUCAACGAACCCGACGUUGUCGACUUUACGCCGGGCUCGGAGAUUCCUAGGCAUUUUAUCUUUUGGCGUCCACCAAAGACAGAUCUGUUCAGAGUCUCACCGGAGGGGCAUGCCAACACGCUGCAGAUAUCUCCUUCACCUGUCAACCUUUCAGCAACACCAGAAUUUAACCCAGAACAAGAUGGUCUCGGAUUCAUCGCACGCAAGCAGAGUGCUACGCUGUUCAACUACACCGUCGACGUCUCAUUCCAGCCAAAAGUUGAAAACGAGGAAGCCGGCAUUUCGGUCUUCUUGACCCAAUUCCAGCACAUAGAUUUAGGCAUUGUGAACUUGCCAGCUUGCUCCAACCAGUCGCUUGUUCCGAAGUUCCGUUUCAAGGUCGAGGCCUCAGGAAAGCCCAACAUCACCGUUCCCGAGAUAGCUCUCGUGACAGUGCCCAAAGCCUGGAGAUCGGAGCCGAUAAAGCUCUCCGUAUCUGCUAUCAGCGACUCAAAGUAUGUUUUCGGGGCAGCUCCGGCUUCUCGCCCAGAAGAAUAUCUGGAAAUUGGAUCGGCGAAUGCGUUGAUCGUUUCUGGAGGCAGUGGCCCGUUCACCGGCACAAUUGUCGGGGCGUAUGCUACUAACAAUGGCGGUGAUGGGAUGACGCCCGCAUACUUUAGUCGGUGGAGGUACACUCCUUUCAACUUCGUGCUACUUGGCAACAUGUCAAAUGUGGACACAUCAAUCGGCGCGCGUACCACGGGUGCCGCAGCCGACUUCGCAGCAAAGCACUCGGAAGAGCACCCAUUGAAGCUCUACGGCGGCUGGUUCUGCCCCUUUGUCCAGCGAUCAUGGAUCGUCCUCCACGAAAAACAGAUUCCCCACCAGUACAUCGAGAUCAACCCGUACAAGAAGGAUCCCGAGUUCCUAAAGAUGAACCCUCGGGGGCUGGUCCCGACCUUGGCCGUUCCCGUGGAUGUGAAGGGCAACGAGCAACGACCGCUCUACGACAGCACUGUGGUUUCCGAGUACCUUGAGGAAGCAUAUGCCGGGAACAACUAUGGGCCGCACCUUCUCCCGGAGGCGGCGUAUGAUCGUGCGAGGUGCCGGUUGUGGAUCGAUCACAUCAACUCUCGCGUCGUGCCGGCAUUUUACAAAUUUAUUCAGCACACUCCAGAGAAGGAGUACAGCAUCGAAAAAGCACGUGAUGAGUUCUUGGCUCACAUCAAAACUUUGACUGCACAGAUGGAUUCCGAAGGUCCCUGGUUCUUGGGAAAGACAUUCAGUCUCGUGGACGUGAUGAUAGCCCCUUGGGCCAUGCGUCUGUUCCUAUUCGAUCAUUACAAGCCAGGAGGACUUGGGAUCCCCUCUGAAGGGGAAGGCGGCGAUGAUGAAGCGGCAUGGAAGAGGUGGAGGCAAUGGUACGAUGCUAUCAAAGAGAGGCAAAGCGUAAAGGAUACGCUAAGUGACGGUGAUGCCUAUAUUGAGGUGUACAAACGGUACGCUGAGGACAAGACCAACUCGGGGGUGGGACAGGCAACAAGAGGUGGAGGAAAGUUGCCUUGA
This is a messenger RNA of Colletotrichum abscissum, 2556 nucleotides long. RefSeq names its product arabinofuranosidase. NCBI's taxonomy places the organism in Eukaryota, Fungi, Ascomycota, Sordariomycetes, Glomerellales, Glomerellaceae. The coding region runs from base 1 to 2556 and encodes 851 amino acids. The transcript is spliced from 3 exons. The record is from RefSeq and is a predicted model, not a curated record. Gene Ontology annotation, molecular function: hydrolase activity, hydrolyzing O-glycosyl compounds. Gene Ontology annotation, biological process: carbohydrate metabolic process.